UCUUAAGACCUAAGAAGACUGAACUCUUUAUAUACCAGCUUUACCGCUAAUUUACCCCUACACCCCAACAGGACAGCCAUGUCAGAACGCGAAGCUCCGCCGCGUCUCCUCAAGCACAAAACCUGGUCUCCCAACAUGUACCGCGAGGAGACUUGGGUUCGACGGCAGGGGAACAACAACCGUCUUGGCCGCGAUAGAUGCAAGAGCGUCACCGACGACGACUUGGACGAACUCCGCGGAUGCAUCGACUUGGGGUUCGGCUUCCACCCUGAGCCGAACGAUUUGGAUCCCAAACUCGCCGAGACUUUUCCGGCUCUCGAACUCUUCUGCGCCGUUAACAAGCAGUACAACGAAUCCCUGUCGAGAUCCUCGUCGAUGUCGAACAUGGCGUUGUCGGAUAACGAUACUACGACCACGACGCCGUUGGCGGGAAGCCCUGCGCCUAGUUCGAUGUUUGAUUUAGGCGAAGAUCCAGAGACGGUUAAGGCUAAAUUGAAACAGUGGGCGCAAGUGGUGGCUUGUUCCGUGCGCCAAUCUUCGCGAAUCCCAUAAAACUACAACAAAGUUUGCCUUCCUUCACGGCACCGACAAAACAUUUAGAGGAUAUAAAUCAUGUUAAUUGAACACAGAGGUUACAACAAAGUUUGUCUUAGGGCCCGCUCUCGAGGAUAUUAAGGAGGAAGAAGUCAGUAGUUUUCACAACAUUCCUGUACAGCAUUAAACUUCUUCACAACUCAGACAAUUAGCUUUAAAAUUUUUUAAUGGUAAUGCUGGUAUGGUAGGAUAGGAUUUUCUUAUAUUUGUCAAAAUUUGAUAUUAAAUGUGGUUUCUUAAAUUAAUUUAUUGUUCAGUAUUAUUAUCGGCGUACCGCCAUCAUAGGAAAUGAUUGGUUUGUUGCAGUAAUCUAUUUUGGUUUAAAAUUUAAA
Messenger RNA from Ipomoea triloba (trilobed morning glory), 926 nucleotides. RefSeq lists its product as uncharacterized. The coding region runs from base 79 to 552 and encodes 157 amino acids. The transcript has 2 exons. NCBI's taxonomy places the organism in Eukaryota, Viridiplantae, Streptophyta, Magnoliopsida, Solanales, Convolvulaceae. The record is from RefSeq and is a predicted model, not a curated record.